AUGUCUGCAAUGAAGAGAAGAGGUCCCAGGGACAAGAAGGCGGCCCCGGCACCAGGGGCCACGGCCUUCCCGGGUUUGCGGCACCAAGAUGAAAGAGCAAAGCCAGGCAGUGGCAUCUCCUGCUCAGAGCGCGGAGAGCUUGCUGGCGUCCCGGGCGCGCCCUCAGCGAUGGACUCCCUGGCGGCCGCCCUCUGGGGCGGGCUCCAUCUCCGCACGCUGCUGUUGGGUGCCGUGGUGUUUCUGCUCCUUGCUCAUUUCCUCAAAAGAAGGCACCCAAAGAAUUACCCGCCAGGACCCCCGGGCCUGCCCGUCUUUGGCAACUUCUUCCUCUUGGACUUUGAGAAGUCGCAUGAGGACAUUCAGCCGUAUGUGAAGAAAUAUGGGAACGUUUUGAGCCUGGAUUUUGGUUAUAUACCUUCAGUAACUAUAAGUGGAUUGGGCUUAAUCAAAGAAGCCCUUGUCAACCAGGACCAAAACUUUGUGGACCGCCCCGUAAUGCCUCUUCGACAUCAUUUCUUUAAGACAAAUGGAUUGAUCAUGUCUAAUGGCCAGGCAUGGAAGGAGCAAAGGAGGUUCGCCCUGACAACACUAAGGAAUUUUGGUUUAGGAAAGAAGACCUUAGAGGAACGCAUCCGGGAGGAGGCCCAGUUCCUCAUUCAGGAAAUAGAAAAGGAGAAAGCUCAGCCCUUUGACCCCCACUUCAAGAUCAACAAUGCAGUUUCCAAUAUUAUUUGCACAGUCACCUUUGGGGAGCGCUUUGAGUACCAGGAUGAUCAGUUCCAGGAGCUGCUGAGGCUGCUGGAUGCAGUCACAUGUCUGGAAACUUCAGUGUGGUGCCAGCUCUACAAUGUCAUACCAAGGAUAAUGAAUUUCUUUCCUGGACACCAUAAAAAACUCUUCAACUACUGGGAGAAACUGAAGUUGUUUGUUGCUGAUGAGAUUAAAAACCACAGGAGCGACUGGGAUCCUGAUAAACCAAGAGACUUUAUUGAUGCUUAUCUUAAGGAAAUAGAAAAGCAUCGUGACAAUGCCACUUCAAGUUUCAGUGAAGAAAACCUCAUCUUUUGCACCAUGGACCUCUUCUUUGCUGGAACAGAGACAACUUCAACGACGCUGCGUUGGGCCCUGCUUUACAUGGCCCUGAACCCCGACAUCCAGGUAAAAGUACACGCUGAAAUCGACAGAGUGCUUGGCCAGUCCCAGCAGCCGGGUAUGGCUUUCCGAGAGUCCAUGCCCUACACCAACGCUGUCGUCCACGAGGUGCAAAGAAUGGGGAACAUUUUGCCCAUGAACGUGCCCAGGAGAGUGUCAGCAGAUACCACCCUGGCCGGAUACCACCUGCCCAAGGGAACCAUGAUCCUCACCAAUCUGACUGCACUGCACAAGGACCCUGAAGUGUGGGCCACGCCUGACAAGUUCAACCCGGAGCAUUUUCUGGAGAAUGGACAGUUUAAGAAAAAGGAAUCCUUCCUGCCUUUCUCAGUAGGAAAGCGGGUGUGUCUGGGAGAACAGUUGGCCAGAACUGAGUUGUUUAUUUUCUUCACAUCCCUUAUGCAAAAAUUUACCUUCAAACCCCCUGACAAUGAGCAGCUUAGCCUGAAGUACAGAAUGGGCCUCACCGUCGCCCCAGUCACCUACCGCAUCUGUGCUGUGCCUCGGACUUGAGGUGCUGGGAGGGAGAGGUACAGAAACAAGAAGAAUGGCAUGUCCUCUGAGGCACUGUGCCUGCUCAGAAGUGAGGGCACGGAUGAAAGUGGCAGUCAGGAAAGAUGGGAGAAGUUGGAUUCAGAGGAAACAGAAUCCAAAUUCCAGCUUUGGCAUCACCUCCAGCAAAACCUUGCACAAAUCACUUAUGCCAUGAAUGAUGUAGCUUUUCUUCCAGGCGAUGAAAA
Talpa occidentalis (Iberian mole) is the source of this 1892-nucleotide messenger RNA. RefSeq names its product cytochrome P450 2J2-like. The record is from RefSeq and is a predicted model, not a curated record. The transcript is spliced from 10 exons. Gene Ontology annotation, cellular component: intracellular membrane-bounded organelle; cytoplasm. Bases 1 to 1665 code for a protein of 554 amino acids. Lineage: Eukaryota; Metazoa; Chordata; Mammalia; Eulipotyphla; Talpidae. Gene Ontology annotation, molecular function: iron ion binding; oxidoreductase activity, acting on paired donors, with incorporation or reduction of molecular oxygen, reduced flavin or flavoprotein as one donor, and incorporation of one atom of oxygen; heme binding. Gene Ontology annotation, biological process: xenobiotic metabolic process.